Molecule: messenger RNA, 910 nt
Organism: Aspergillus versicolor CBS 583.65
Lineage: Eukaryota; Fungi; Ascomycota; Eurotiomycetes; Eurotiales; Aspergillaceae
Exons: 1
Coding region: 183-521 (112 amino acids)
Source: RefSeq, a predicted model, not a curated record
GCUACCUCGUUCAACUAUAAACCACAGCUCAGCAGUUCCAAGUGAAAAGUAAAGUCAACAUAUUAGCAACGAGAAUCUGAAUUAACGGGCAACAAUGGGGGAUAUAUCUAUACAACCGUCUCCUGGACGAACUAGCCCCCAAGCCAUGAAACCGUCCGAAGGAACAGGGACAGCAACACGAAAUGCACCAAACGAACAGGGAAGUAGACAUAAACUUACCUUCUCUGAGUAGCAUCGACUUUACCGCAUUUGUAUAUACAGUUGUCAAUCCAAAACCACCGCCUCGGUUGUCCCUUUUAUAUCGAGGCCUCCCUACCCUGAACCUCUCCCACACUACCCCAGCAGCCAGGAUAUUUACCACACCACAUUCUAACCGCCAUUACGAAAUCUCCGUUAUUCCAUUAGGCCAACCAGAAGAGAUGGUGCCCGAAAUCGUCGUCUCGUCACACCCCUUCGACUUGACCUCCCAGGCCCCCAAGACUCCUCACAACCCGAAAACUGCAGAUCAAUCCCAGAUCUAAGGGGACUCUCCACACCUGGUAAGCACCGUGUUGAAGACUCUCUUCAAGAGAGGCUGUCAGGUGCAAUCAGCAGUGCUCAUCAGCGAGUAACAUCAGAGGUCACAUUGCACGGAAGGAUCCUGAUGGAUCUGCGUUUUAGGCUGGGCCGGGGGGAAGGAGUUAACCCCUGGCGUUUCUGAAGGCUGGCCAAUGCCCCAAUGGGCAGGGAUUAUGGAUGACUGUCUAACAUUGGGGACUUGUUACAUGUGAUGGUGUUGAGUUGGGUUGGUAAGAGACGUUAUUGUGCGGUCACUUACUCCCUCUGCUCCGGGGAGUAUACACUUACUCAAUGCCAACGCUAGUAGUAGAACCACAGUUACUUACUGCUGAUCUUAAUAAAGACUUUAUUC